Acipenser ruthenus (sterlet) is the source of this 2023-nucleotide messenger RNA. It is a transcript of the gene aktip, whose product is annotated as akt interacting protein. Bases 347 to 1210 code for a protein of 287 amino acids. The transcript has 10 exons. The record is from RefSeq and is a predicted model, not a curated record. Lineage: Eukaryota; Metazoa; Chordata; Actinopteri; Acipenseriformes; Acipenseridae.
ACCCUGGACGAUAAGCCAAUCAGAGUCGAGGCAAGGUCUGGAUCUCUGAUUUCUAGUGGGGCUGAUUCGGGGAAGAAGUCGGUUUUUAAUUUCUUGUGGCAGUGCAAGCGCUGUGGACAGCAGGUAAAAGGUAAUUUUAACAGGACUUCGUUGACCAGAAAAGCAGCGCCACGCAUUUAUUUCGACUGUGACGUCUCGUCGAAGUUUGGACCAGCAGAAAUAGUAUGUUGUAACACAUACCAGUAAAGUAAGUGGAUGUGAGAGGCUGCAGGGAGAUUUGCAGUGGAGGAGGUAGAGAAGCUGAAAACACUUGAGUUCAAUACAAGUGAUACAUCCUUUCUGGAGAAUGUCUACGAGUACCGGACUCAAGAGAUCUGACAGUGAAGAUAAAUGUGUGCAGGGAGAACACAGAACCAGUCCUCCACGCACUUCCUAUGGCAAAAAACAACUUCCUUCCAUACCGAAAAAUGCAGUUCCGAUAACCAAGCCUAUAUCCCUGGCUGCUUCAGCACAAUCUACCAAUGGGACACAUGCCUCGUACGGGCCAUUUUAUUUGGAGUACUCGCUGCUUGCGGAGUUCACCUUGAUGAUAAAGCAGAAACUGCCUGGAAUCUACGUGCAGCCGUCCUACCGAUCAGCUUUAAUGUGGUUCGGGGUUAUUUUUAUCCGACAUGGACUGUACCAGGAUGGCGUUUUCAAGUUCUCUGUUUACAUCCCUGAUAACUACCCAGAUGGUAAUUGUCCUCGAGUGGUAUUUGAUAUCCCAGUCUUCCACCCUUUAGUGGAUCCAGUAUCGGGGGAGCUGGAUGUGAAGAGAGCAUUUACAAAGUGGAGACGGAAUCACAAUCACAUUUGGCAGGUGCUGAUGUACGCACGCACAGUAUUCUAUAAGAUACAGACGGUGGAUCCCCUAAACCCAGAAGCUGCAGUGCUGUAUGAAAAUGAUGUGCAGCUCUUUAAAAGCAAGGUAGUGGAUAGUGUGAAGCUAUGCAACAGCCAUCUUUUUGACCAGCCUAAAAUGGAUGAUCCCUAUGCAAUCAGCUUUUCUCCGUGGAAUCCUGCUGUACAUGAAGAGGCAAGAGAAAGGAUGUUUACGUUUAAAAGAAGGCCUGAUGAGCACCCCAAAGGCAUGCAGGUGUCGGGCUUAUCGUGGGUGAAGCCUGGAUCAACUCAGCCCUUCAGUAAGGAUGACCACAUUCUGCAGGCUUGAGCUCUUCCAAACAGCUUGCUGUCCGCCACUUUCUACUAAUGGGAAGGAGGGGCGGGGGGGACCAGGAAAUCCGUGAACUCUAAUGAAUUGAUACAAUUUCUUGUAAAAUAAUAAACAUGUAUAUAUUGUCAGAUUCUUCUUUUAAUUGAGUUAUGCAAACAUUAAUUGCAUGGAACAUCCUAAUGUUUUGUUUCCAAGUGAACCGGCAUUAAAUGGCUUGGGAUGAUCUGGAUCCAAGUAGUAGAUAUGAAAUGGACUUCGAACCAAGUGAAUGGGUUUCAGACUGCACAGGUUCAAGUGGAACCAAGGCAUAAUGUGCUAGGUGUUGCAAUACAGUUAUUACAGAUGGUGACAAUAAUGGUGACUAUUUAAUUAAAUUCAGAAAGUCCGUUUUGUUAAAUCCUGUCGUAAAGGUGUAUCAAUCUUAAGUCAAUGUUUUGUGUGUAUAUGUGUGUGUGUGUGUGUGUAUUUAUAUAUAUAUAUAUAUAUAUAUAUAUAUAUAUAUAUAUAUAUAUAUGCAGAAGGUAAAUAGAGUUUAAAUAUGAAGCUUGAUGUUAAAUUGUUAUAAUUUAAACAUUUCACACAGAAGUGUUUUUGCAGCCGUUUUACGGUUUUCUUGAAUGCAGUUGUUUUGGGUUUCUUGUGUGUAAAUAUGUUAGCCGGCUUAUUGUAAAUAACUUGUUUAAUAAUUCUGUAUUUAGCACUUUAGGGUGAUUUACUGUGUUGGGAACUGUAUUCUUGACACAGUGGUGGUAUGUAAUUUAUAUGAAGUUGGAUUUGUUAUUAAAGCACGUAAGGAAAGCAAGGAAACUA